GCCAUCCAUUGCUGAGCACCUGCCGCAGCCCCCGGACGUCCUGCCUCUAUCGUCCAUCCUGCCGUCUCCCUCCUCGCCGAUUCCACGUCCACUUGACCUCAUCUCGUGCCUCGUGCUGCUGUCCUUUCUCUCCGUCUUCCUCCUGCCUCUUUUCCAGCCACUCCUUACUCCUCCCCAUCAACUUCAAUCAAGCCCACGACUGCGCACCUCGCAAGCACAUCGCCCAUCAUGAGUCCCAACCCCAAGGUGGAGGCUCAGAUCAACCUCCUGAAGACGCCACCCCCGGCCGGCUCCCCCUACGCAGUGCCCCUGCCCAACACGGAGCGCGAGGGCCGCAGUCCCAUCUACCGACACUGGCGAUACCAGGACCAGCCGCUGCUUGAGACUUAUGACCCGGCCAUCCGUACCUUCUACGAAUACUUCCAGGACGCCGUCACCCGCUUCCCCAAGAACAAGUGCCUCGGCGCCCGCACCUGGAACGCGGCCACCCAGAGCUGGGACAACAAGUUUGUCUGGCAGACCUACGCCGAGGUCGAUGCCCGCGCAAAGAACUUUGGCUCUGGCAUCGUAGAGCUCCACCAGCGCCUGGGUGUCCCUCGCAGCAACCACGGCGUCGGCAUCUGGUGCCAGAACCGCCCAGAAUGGCAGAUCACUGACCUCGGCUUGACCUCUCAGUCCCUCUUCAGUGUUUCGCUGUACGAGCAGCUCGGCCCGGACGCCAGCGAAUACAUCCUCAACCACGCCGAGCUGACCGCGUGUGUGACGUCUCUCCCCCAUAUCCCCACCUUGAUUGCUCUGGCUCCCCGUGUGCCUACCCUCAAGGUCAUCAUCUCGCUUGAUCCCCUCGAGGCUGGCGAGCAGAAGGGCCACUCCAAGCUGGACAUCCUGAAUGAGAUCGCCAAGAAGAAUGGCAUCCAGAUCUGGACCAUGGCCGACGUUGAGAAGCUGGGUGCGCAGGUAGCUCACCCUGUCCACCCGCCCAAUCCGGAAGACAUUCUCACCAUCAACUACACCUCGGGCACCACCGGCGACCCCAAGGGCGUCGUCUUGACUCACAGGAACUGUGUUGCCGCCCUUACCAACGCCCAGUCUAGCGGCCAGACUUGUCACAAGGACGUGGCGCUUUCUUAUUUGCCCCUUGCGCAUAUCUACGGCCGUAUGGCUGACCAGACCUGUAUGGUCGUUGGCGGAGCUCUUGGUUUCUUCCACGGUGACAUGCUCGAGCUUUUGGACGAUCUCAAGAUUUUGAGACCGACCGGCCUUCUUUCUGUUCCCAGAUUGUAUAACCGCUUCAAGGCUGGGAUCGAGAUGCAGACUAUCGAGGCGCCCGGGUUCCGGGGCACGCUCUCAAAGCGCGUCAUUGACACCAAGAAGGCCAACAUGAAGCUGCCCCACGGCCAGGCCUACAACACGCACCUUCUCUACGACCGAUUCUGGACGCCCAAGGUCCGCGCUGGUAUGGGCCUCGACAGAUGCCACUCGAUGAUCAGUGGCAGUGCGCAGCUCGACCCUUCAGUCCAGACGUUCCUUCGUGCUGCUCUCGGUAACAGCUUCAUGCAGGGUUAUGGUCUUACCGAAUCCUAUGCUGUGAGCACUUUCCAGUCGCGCGACGAUUUCUCCACAGGAAACAUCGGUGGACCUAUCCCAGGUGUCGAGAUCUGCCUGGAGUCUGUGCCAGACUAUGAGUACUAUGUCACCGAUAAGCCGCGCCCCCGCGGAGAGCUCUUGCUUAGAGGCCCAACCAUGUUCCGCGAAUACUACAAGAACGAGGCCGAGACGAAAAAGGCUCUUGAGGCAGACGGCUGGUUCCACACUGGCGAUAUCGCCGAGAUCGACGAGCUCGGCCGUGUCAAGAUCAUCGACCGCAAGAAGAACGUCCUCAAGCUGUCUCAGGGCGAGUACAUCUCCCCUGAACGCAUCGAGAACGUUUACCUGGGCAGCUCGGGCAUGAUCGCCUCUGCCUAUGUGCACGGCUCUCCCAGUCAAUCGACCCUCGUUGCCGUCUUUGGCGUGGAUCCUGUCACAUUUGCCCCCUGGGCGAGCAAGAUCCUCAAGCAGACCAUCAAGCCCGAGGACAUUGCGGCUAUCAAGGCCGCCGGCAAGGAUCCAAAGGUCGCCAAGGCCUUCAUCAAACACCUCGACGACAUUGGUCGCAAGUCCAAGUUCAACGGCUACGAGAGGGUGCGGGCGGCUUACCUUGACGUUGAGCCUUUCACCAUUGAUAAUGGACUGUUGACCCCGACGUAAGUGCACACAGACAAAUUCGACCUUUUAUCUUGAUCAUAAUCUAACCACUGCGACCAACAGUCUUAAGCUCAAGCGCCCGCAAACCGCCAAGGCGUUCGCGAAGGAGAUCGAUGACAUGUACGAGGAGAUCAAUGCCAAUGCGCCCGUCAAAGCCAUGCUCUAAAAGUGCGCACUGGAUCUUGCGAUUACGUGUCGCUCUUCUGUACCUCUUUAGCUGCGCCUGUACCAUGGAGUUGUUUAGUUUAUAUUGUGUAUAUAUGCAAAUCUCCGGUG
Messenger RNA from Microdochium trichocladiopsis, 2520 nucleotides. RefSeq names its product AMP-binding enzyme. NCBI's taxonomy places the organism in Eukaryota, Fungi, Ascomycota, Sordariomycetes, Xylariales, Microdochiaceae. The transcript is spliced from 2 exons. Gene Ontology annotation, molecular function: long-chain fatty acid-CoA ligase activity. Gene Ontology annotation, cellular component: membrane; endoplasmic reticulum. The coding region runs from base 229 to 2247 and encodes 672 amino acids. The record is from RefSeq and is a predicted model, not a curated record. Gene Ontology annotation, biological process: long-chain fatty acid metabolic process.